Polyodon spathula (Mississippi paddlefish) is the source of this 3377-nucleotide messenger RNA. Its product is annotated as kinesin-like protein KIF23. Gene Ontology annotation, biological process: microtubule-based movement. The coding region runs from base 84 to 2777 and encodes 897 amino acids. The record is from RefSeq and is a predicted model, not a curated record. Gene Ontology annotation, molecular function: microtubule motor activity; microtubule binding; ATP hydrolysis activity. The transcript is spliced from 23 exons. Lineage: Eukaryota; Metazoa; Chordata; Actinopteri; Acipenseriformes; Polyodontidae. Gene Ontology annotation, cellular component: microtubule; nucleus; kinesin complex.
CGGAGGGAAAGUUUGAAUCGAGAUUGAGUGAAGAAGCUUGUUGACGUGGAGGAGACUGAAAUAAAAACAACGCCGCCUUCGUCAUGAUUAAACCACCGAGGGGUAAAACACCCCGAAGACCUGCCCAAAAGAAACCAUCCAAUAACAGCAACCUUAAAGAUCCAGUUGGUGUGUACUGCCGGGUCCGCCCGCUUGGUUCAGAGGACCAGGAAUGCUGUAUCGAGGUGAUCAGUGAAACAACAAUACAACUGCACCCUCCAGAAGGGAGCAAAGUUAACAGGAAUGGAGAGUUCAAAGAGACGCAGUAUUCCUUCAAGAAUGUGUUUGGUCUGAACAUAUCUCAGCUUGAACUGUUUGACAACGUGGCAAAACCACUUGUUGAUGAUGUCAUUCAUUGUAAAAAUGGUUUGCUUUUCACGUAUGGUGUGACAGGCAGCGGGAAAACCUAUACAAUGACUGGCUGUCCUGGGGAAGGGGGUCUUCUUCCCCGCUCUCUGGAUAUGAUUUUCAAUAGUAUAGGUCCUUAUCAGGCAAAGCGAUACGUUUUCAAGCCAGAUGACAAAAAUGGCAUGGAGAUUCAGACCUCAGUUGAUGCUUUGUUGGAAAGACAAAAAAGAGAGAGCCAAACAUCUGCACCGAAGACUCUUUCUAGGCAAAGGCCAGAUCCAGAGUUUGCUGACAUGAUCAAUGUAGAAGAUACUUGCAAGGCAGAGGGUAUCGAUGAAGACAGUGUCUACAGUGUUUUUGUUUCAUACAUAGAAAUCUAUAAUAAUUACAUCUAUGAUCUCCUAGAGGAAGUCCCACAUGAUCCAAUAAGGCCAAAGUGGAACGGGUGCGGCACUCCUGUGCGGAGCACUGAGUUCAUACCUCCUCAAUCUAAAAUUCUCAGGGAAGAUCAAAACCAUAAUAUGUAUGUGGCUGGCUGUACAGAAGUAGAGGUGAAAUCGACAGUAGAAGCCUUUGAGGUUUUCUGGAAAGGUCAGAAAAAAAGGCGUAUUGCCAACACUCAGUUAAACCGAGAAUCCAGUCGUUCUCACAGUGUAUUCAUCAUCAAACUGGCUCAAGCACCUUUGGAUGCAGAUGGAGACAAUGUUCUGCAGGAUAAAGAUCAGAUCAGUGUGAGUCAGCUUUGCCUGGUUGAUCUGGCAGGAAGUGAAAGAACAAGCAGAACGCGAGCUGAAGGGAGCCGACUGCGAGAGGCAGGGAACAUAAACCAGUCCCUGAUGACUCUUAGAACAUGUAUAGAAGUUUUAAGAGAGAACCAGAUGUAUGGAACAAACAAGAUGGUACCGUAUAGAGAUUCUAAAGUGACCCAUCUAUUUAAGAACUAUUUUGAUGGGGAAGGAAAAGUGAGAAUGAUUGUUUGUGUCAAUCCUAAAGCAGACGAUUACGAAGAAACUAUGCUGGUGAUGAGGUUUGCUGAGAUGACUCAGGAAGUGGAAGUUGCCAGGCCUGUUGACAGGCCUAUCUGCGGCCUCACACCGGGGCGCAGGAACAGAAACCAGGCCUUCAAGGAAGAGUUGACACGCAAGCUAGAGGAGCGUGGAGGCCCAGUUAAUGGAGAUUUAGAAAACCCUUCAGCCACUGAGAUUCUUAUACAGAGCUUACCGCCUCUGCCUCCUUGUAAUCUUGUGGAUGUUAAUGACGACAAAACCUUGCCCAAACUGAUUGAAUGCCUGGAGAAACGACACAGAAUAAGACAGAUGAUGAUAGAUGAGUUUGAUAAAACAGCUGGAUUGUUUAAAUCUAUGCUCCAGGAGUUUGAUGGUACCCUAAUGGCCAAGGAGAACUUCAUCGAGGAACAGAGAGGAAAGCUGGGUGACAAGGAUAGGGUUAUCAUGGGGCAGAAGUCUGAGGUUGAUCGACUUGAGAAGAAGGUCAAAACCCUAGAAUAUAAGAUUGACAUUUUGCAGAAAACGACUAAUAUUUAUGAAGUGGAUAAACGUUCCUUAAAACAAGAGUUGGAGACAAAGGACCAGAAAUUGCAGCGAGAAUUAUCAGAGAAACGUCGAAUGGAAGCAAGGAUGCAAGGAGUGGUGUCUAAUACAAAGAUGAAAUGGGAGAAGGAAUGUGAGAGACGUGUGGCUGCGAAACAGAUGGAGAUGCAGAACAAACUGUGGGUGAAAGAUGAAAAGCUGAAGCAGCUCAAAGCCAUUGUAACGGAAAGCAAGAGCGAGAGACCAGAGCGACCAGAGAGAUCUGAAAGGCCUGAAAAGCCAGAGAGACCAUCCAGGGAGAAGGACAUGGUUAAGAAAAGAUCUGUGUCUCCAUCGCCUGUACGUAACGCACCACCGGUUCACCCUCGACACAGACGCUCGCGCUCCGCGGGUGGGGAGAGAUGGGUAGAUCAUAAACCAGCCAGUAAUUUGGAGCUAGGUACAGUCAUGCAACCACAUGUACCCAAUGCAAUCAAGGUGUCAGUUCCCAAUGAAAAAGCUUUGUCAAAAUGUGACAAAUACAUGCUGACACACCAGGAGCUGGCAUCGGAUGGGGAGAUUAAAACAAAACUUAUAAAGGGAGAAGUGUUCAAGACAAGAGGGGGAGGACAAUCAGUUCAGUUCACAGACGUAGAAACAUUAAAGCAGGAGUCCCCAACUUCUAGUACAAACCGGAAAAGGAGGUCCUCUGGUAACGCCCCUGUGCAGCAGGAGGAAACCACAGAGAGUGAAUGGACCGAUGUAGAGACGAGGUGUUCUGUAGCUGUAGAGAUGAGGGCGGGUUCUAAUCUUGGACCUGGAUACCAGCACCAUGGCCAACCUAAGCGCAGAAAGCCCUAAUGGAGACCUUUUUUAUUUGUUUUUAUUCUUUCUCACUGCCUUCAAAGGGACAAAGCCAAAUGUUCUAUUUUAAAUUACGGUGAAUGUUGUUAUCCGGUUCUGUGUUUGUGUAUUUUGGUUAAGUUUACACAUCCCCAACCAAACACAAACCUCAAGUAAAUAAUGUGUUUUUUAAACUUUGUUGUGCACACCGUUUAUUUAGUUGCAUAUAACUUGUACAGUCUGUCCCUGAGAUGGCUCCUUUUCAUGUGCAUAUAUAUGUAAUAUUGCAGUCUGUUAAAACGGGUUCAAUAAUUCAUUUAGUAAAACAUGCUGUUUCUAGUGUACUGCUACUCUUGCAAUCUUUAAUGCAGAAGUAAUUCUUUACCAGGUGAUCUACAGGCUUUAUAAAAACCAUUAUCAAUGCUUUUUUAGAAGAAAGUUUUGAAAGACUUUACUGUUUUCCUUGUAUUUUGAUUUUAAUGUUGAACACUUUUUUCUUCUAAUUUCCCUUAAGAUGCUGCUAUUUAUUACUCUUUAAAAAGCACUUUAGUUUUUUUUUUUUUAAGCAUUUCAUAUUCCCAGAGUUUUCUGUUUGUUGCCGUCAUACUGUGGUUUGAA